This is a messenger RNA of Lecanosticta acicola, 14604 nucleotides long. Lineage: Eukaryota; Fungi; Ascomycota; Dothideomycetes; Mycosphaerellales; Mycosphaerellaceae. The record is from the annotation of a GenBank genome assembly.
AUGGAGUGUCCUUGGGAUGCGGUUCUGGAGGAUGGCGACGCUCAGCUUCUACCGCCAGAGCUGCUACAGUUGAUACAGGACCGAACAAGCGACCCACGACUAUAUCUGGAAGGCAUCACGAAGGCCGCCCUCGAUGCUCGCUACACAUAUCGACUGCUGGCUCACUGUGAAGACGUGCUCGCUCACAUUUGCGCGUCUUUGCGCCCACAUGGAUCGUUUGCUUCAUCUGUUGCCACGCUUGCACGGAUAGUACCUCACGCGACCUAUCUUACACCGUACGCCGCACGAUUGCUGGAGAGGGAGCGUCAUUCCUUUGGCUCAAGCGAGGAGCAAAAUGUCCUGUACCUUCUGGGUCUGUUCCGGCUUCUUCGAUCAGACCAUCGACUUUUCCGCAGAUUCGUUCGGCCGCAGGAGCUCGCAUCGCUUCUGGGAAGAAGUAGUCGAGCGGUCACCUAUUUAACCAUACGGAUUCUGCAAAUAUAUCUGGAAGCUGCGGAUCACUGGUUCGAGUCGACGAUCAAACGCUACCUCGGUCAAGAUAGACCCGAUGGAGCUUUGAAUGGCCGAUGGGACGAAAAGACGAUUGACUAUCGAUUCUUGUCGCUCUGGGAAGAGGAAAGAUUCGAGCAGGUUUUGAAAUUGCGAUUGGAGGUCAAAGAAGCAAUAUCAAAAUCAACAGCUGUAGGAAGAAGAACAAUUCCUUUCCAGUGCUUCCAUCCGUCGACAGCUCUCCUCGGGGACAUCUUGUUCCCGAGAGCGCAUUCAUCACAAUCGACCCAUAGAGAUGAACCGGGGGUCGUGGUUACGGAUACCAUAUCUAGCAACCUCGAAUCAAUCGCAAGAGCUCUGAGAUCUCCAAGCCCAAUUCUUCUCACCGGCCUCGCCGGCUCGGGGAAGUCUCUACUAAUUCGUCAUGCUGCCCGCAACCUCGGACAUCUUGAUAAGAUGGUCACACUGCAUCUCAACGAACAGAGCGAUGCUAAGCUUCUAAUUGGCAUUUACACCUCCGGAGACACGCCUGGAUCAUUUAUCUGGAAACCUGGUGUCCUUACGACUGCCGUCCAGGAAGGUCGUUGGGUUCUGAUCGAGGACUUGGAUCGUACGCCAAAUGAGGUUCUUGGUACUCUACUUCCUCUCAUCGAAAAAAGAGAACUAUUCAUUCCUAAUCGCAACGAGACCAUCUACGCAUCAGAAGGCUUCCGCAUUCUCGCAACAGUCCGUAGCUCUGUCAAUCAUCGUGGGGAGGAGACGAAGCCUCUGACGCAUAUGCUUGGCCACAGACAUUGGCAAAAUGUGGCCAUCACGAUGCCUUCGGACGUCGAGCAUGCAGCUGUGGCGCAAAGUCUGUUUCCGAGUCUUGAAAAGCUGCUGCCUCAAUUUAUGGCGGUGUACGAAAGGCUGCUCGCGGCUCGCCAACGGUUUGCCCUGCUGGGCCAAAGCAAAACAGGCGUUGCGCGAUCAGUAAGCCCGAGAGAUCUCUUGAAGUGGUGCCAGCGGGUCUCAUUACUCUUGAAGAGCCACUCUUCAUUUACGAGCAGUGACAAGGACCAUAUUUUCUUGGAAGCGAUAGAUUGCUUCGUUGGCUCGCUCCCGGAUGACUCUGCACGCUCCGGCUUGGCUGCUGCAAUCGCAGAAGAACUUCAGAUCGAUCCUCAGCGACGAGAUUGGUUACUCUAUCAGCGCGAGGUCCCCUAUAAGGCGGAGGACUCGAGAAUUGUCAUUGGCCGUCACGUUCUGCCGAAGACGAAGCAGCUCAGGUCAUCUCAGACUUCUUUCUCUACAAAUCCACACACUAAUCGCAUGCUUGAACGAGUGAGCGCUGCUGUUCUCAAUCAAGAACCGCUUCUCCUGGUUGGUGAGACUGGUGUUGGCAAGACGACGGCUGUGCAGCACCUGGCGGCUCACCUUGGCAAGAAGCUCGUGCCGUUCAACUUGUCCCAGCAAAGUGAGGCAGGUGACUUGCUUGGCGGCUUCAAGCCAGUCAACGCUCGGACUCUGGUCGUUCCGAUGAAAGACGAAUUUGAUGAGCUAUUUGCAGAAAGCUUUAGCGCGACCAAGAACAAACAAUUCAUAGAGCUUCUGGGCAGGCAGAUGAGUAAAGGCAACUGGAAGUCCGUAUGCAAGCUAUGGCGCCAAGCACUGAUCAUGGUCGAUCAACAGCGUUCUGAGUCUCCUCCUCGAGAAGGCGAGGCUCCCAGCAAGAAGCGGAAAGUUGAGUCUAGGAAGACCAUUGAUUUUGCCCGCUGGGACAACUUUGCAGGCAAUGUCAAGAACAUAGAGCGCAAACUCGCAGAUAGAAAUGACGCUGUUGCGUUCACUUUCGUCGAGGGCAAUAUCGUCAAGGCUGUGCGGAAUGGAGACUGGAUCCUCCUAGACGAAAUCAACUUGGCAGCUCCUGACACUCUGGAGUCCAUUGCCGACCUUCUGGACCACACGUCACCGUCUAUCUUGCUGACCGAGGCCGGGAAUAUCGAGCGGAUUGAGGCACAUCCAGAGUUCCGAGUCUUUGCUGCUAUGAACCCUGCAACUGACGUCGGUAAAAAGGACUUACCACCAGGUAUUCGAUCACGAUUCACCGAGUUGUACGUUGAAGGUCCCGAUCGGGAUCUCAAGAGUCUGGAGGCCAUCGUGUCGAGCUACCUGGGAAAAGAAUCGAUAUCGGCCGAUCCUGCAGUCGCCCGCGACGUAAGCGUUCUACACCAGAAGAUUAUCGGACUUUCGGAGGAGAACAAAUUGGUUGAUGGCGCUGGCCAGAAGCCGCACUUCUCUCUUAGGACUCUGACCAGAACUUUGAGCUAUGCAAAGCGGAUACAAGCGACCUGCGGUCUUCGCCGAGCACUUUUUGAGGGGUUCCAGAUGAGCUUUUUGACAUUUCUGGACUCUGAGUCUGCGCAGCUCGUACAGCCAACGAUAAAGCAGCACCUCUUGGGCAAAAUAAAGGGGAUGGAAGCUGAGCUCAAGAGGCCUCUUCGCAAACCUAACGAGGGGAAAGCGUAUGUUGAGCCCUAUCCUGGCUGCAAACACUGGAUACGUCAAGGCGUCCAGAAGCUUCAAGAUCAAGAUCACUACAUCAUCACACCUUUCGUGAGGAGCAAUCUGGAGAAUUUGGUUCGCGCCUCAAGUACUCGACAGUUUCCCGUUCUGAUUCAAGGACCCACUUCAAGUGGUAAGACGAGCAUGAUCGAGUAUCUGGCGAAGCGGACUGGUCACACAUUCACACGUAUUAACAACCAUGAGCACACUGACUUGCAAGAAUAUCUCGGCACCUACAUUUCAGGCGCUGAUGGUCGAAUUCAGUUCCAGGAGGGAGUCCUCGUGAAAGCUCUGCGCGAAGGCCAUUGGAUCGUCCUUGAUGAGUUGAACCUGGCUCCGACAGAUGUUCUUGAGGCAUUGAACAGACUACUGGACGACAAUCGCGAGCUGCGUAUCCCUGAGACACAAGAAGUCGUACGACCACAUUCUGACUUCAUGCUGUUCGCUACCCAGAAUCCUGCUGGUCUGUAUGGCGGGCGGAAAACGCUCUCGAGAGCGUUCCGCAAUCGCUUCCUGGAGCUGCAUUUCGAUGACAUACCUGUCAAUGAGCUUCAAGAGAUCCUGCACCGCCGUACACAAUUGCCUGAGUCUCGCGCCAAGCGCAUAGUCAAUGUUUACAAAGAACUGUCGGUGUUGCGGCAAGAGACUCGUUUGUUUGAGCAGAAGAGCUUUGCAACGUUGCGAGAUCUAUUUCGUUGGGCGCUGCGACAGAACGACACCAUCGAGCAGCUCGCGGCCAAUGGCUACAUGCUUCUUUGCGAGCGUGUGCGGAAGCCGCAAGAACGCACAGCCUUGAAAACUGUCAUUGAGAAUGUGAUGAGCAAGAACGGGCCUCGAGUGCGUAUUGAUGAGGACAGUCUCUACGCAGACGAAUGCCCUGAAGUUCUUGAGCAUAAACGUAAUGCUGGCAGACAAGAUGUUGUCUGGACCAAAGCUAUGCGAAGGCUGUAUGUUCUUGUGUCGCGGGCAAUCUUGAACAACGAACCUGUCUUGCUCGUCGGUGAGACGGGAUGCGGCAAGACAACCGUGUGCCAGAUGUUAGCAGAUGCUCUUCGCAAAGAGCUACACACUGUCAACGCUCAUCAGAACACUGAGACUGGAGAUCUCAUAGGAUCACAUCGCCCCGUUCGUGAUCGGGCGGCUACCGACUCCACUCUCAGACAGCUUUUGCUUACUUCGCCUCUCCUGCAGACGUACGAUCGUGCUCACCUCAGGUCAACUGAUGACCUGCUGGCUGCACACGACGAAAUCUUGGCUUCGAUACCAAUAGAAGAGCGCGAGGCUUACAGCCAAACACCGACAUACGCUAAGAUACAGGUGCUGCGUGGUCGCCUCCGACAAAUCUUUGAAUGGUCCGACGGUACUCUGGUGAAGGCCAUGCGAAGCGGAGACCUCUUCCUGCUUGACGAGAUCUCACUUGCAGAUGAUUCUGUUCUAGAACGCCUGAACAGUGUCCUGGAAUCGCAGCGAACAAUCUUGCUUGCCGAGAAAGGAAGCCUUGAUUCCUCGGUUACAGCUGCGGAUGGCUUUCAAUUUCUUGCGACCAUGAACCCUGGAGGUGAUUAUGGCAAGCGAGAGCUGUCACCUGCGCUGCGCAACCGCUUCACUGAGAUUUGGGUGCCUUCCCUCUCGGAUCUGGAGGAUGUGCUGCAGAUCGUACGUGCGAAGCUGGUGGACUCUGCACUUCCACAUGCGCAAGCCAUGGUCGGGUUUGCCGAUUGGUUCAAGAAACGAUUCGACAACUCCGCCAGCUCUUCUGUAUCCAUUCGAGACACGCUCGCAUGGGUAGACUUCAUCAACGUCUUUGCGCGCUUCGACGUCUUGCCCGCUGUGGUACAUGGUGCAGCCAUGGUGUACAUUGAUACGCUUGGUGCCAACCCUGCUGGCCUCAUCUCACUUACCUCGCAGAGCAUCGAUGAAGAGCGCCAUGCAUGUCUAGUCGAGCUUGGUCGGCUUUUGGCUGUCAAUGCUCUUGAGAUAUACGGCAGGACGUUCGAGGUCAGGAAAGACGAUGGGGCUUUUGGAAUCGGACCUUUCAGUCUUCCUCGUACCCGAAACGCCUCGGCAACGUAUGAAUCUUUCACAUUCGACCCACCCACCACGAGAUCUAAUGCCAUGAGGGUCUUGAGGGCCCUGCAGCUCUCAAAGCCUCUACUGCUCGAAGGCAGUCCGGGCGUUGGCAAGACGGCAUUGGUGACUGCAGUCGCCGCUGCGGUCAACAUGCCUCUGACGCGAAUAAAUCUCUCUGAUCAGACCGACCUCUUAGAUCUGUUUGGUUCGGAUGCGCCUGUGGAAGGCGCGCAAACAGGGACCUUCGUUUGGCGGGAUGCACCCUUCCUCCGCGCCAUGAAGAAUGGUGAAUGGGUCCUCCUCGAUGAGAUGAAUUUGGCCUCACAAUCGGUUCUAGAAGGCCUGAAUGCUUGCUUGGAUCAUCGUGGAGAAGUUUUCAUCCCGGAGCUCGGUCAGUCCUUUGCUCGCCAUCCGGACUUCCGCCUGUUCGCGGCUCAGAACCCGCAUCAUCAGGGCGGUGGUCGUAAGGGGCUCCCAGCAUCAUUUGUCAACCGCUUCACUGUUGUUUAUGCGGACUCUUUCAGGUUCGAGGACCUGAUGCUUAUCUGUCAGCGUAUGUUCCCAACGCUCGACCGCAAAUACCUGGAGCAAGCAGUCAACUUCGUCACGGAGCUUCAUGAUGCAGUUGCAGAUCGUCGUGAGUUCGGCUCGAACGGCGGUCCCUGGGAGUUUAAUCUGCGAGACAUUGCGCGUUGGUUGGAGCUGGCUUCAUCCGAUGAAGGGUUAGUGAAGGCGGGAACCCCUCGCGACUUCGUCGAAACACUUUUCACGCAGCGAUUCAGGACACAACACGAUCGCGAUUGUCUUCGCAAGCUCUUUGAUCACGUGUUCAUUGGAGCCGCACCAGUGGCCGAUCUCUUCUGCAAUCUGUCUCCAAACUCUCUGCAAGUCGGGCUCGGUUUACUUCGACGAGACCAAUUCAGUGCAGCACCUCAGCCUGCGCAUCGGGACCUCAAUUUCUUCGGUCCAAGCCAUCUGCAAGUACUGCAGUCAGCCAUGCUCAGCGUGCAGCGGAGAUGGCCUGUGAUUCUGGCAGGGCCGCCCGGUGUCGGCAAGACAAGACUCGUAGAGCGAUUAGCAGCUUCGGUUGGCGCGAACGUUGCAACACUUGCCAUGAGCGCUGAGACUGAUGCUCUAGACCUCAUCGGUGGCUACGAGCAGCACGAUCCCCAUCGACAGAUAUCACGUGUUCUCAGCGAGCUUCGUGCUCGAUGUGAUAGUUUGGUCAAGAGUGGACUUCUAGAAGGUCCCGAAGCUAGGGCUUGCCUGCUUCUUCGAGCUUUCCAAGAGUUGGAAUCAUCACCAAACGACAAGGCUCUGUUGGACGAGGUGGCUGCUUGUUUGCCUCCUUCUGCACUGUCAGAAUGGUCGCCGUUGUUGGAGACUUUACAAGGCGGCACCACGACCAUCGACAAGGCACGCUUCGAGUGGGUCGAUGGUCCUCUUGUCGAAGCCUUACAGCAAGGCAAAUGGCUGGUCAUUGAUAACGCUAACUUGUGUAGUGCCUCAGUGUUGGACCGUUUGAACUCCUUGCUGGAGCCUAAUGGCGCGCUCAUCAUCAACGAGCACAGCACUGAAGAUGGAUCCCCGCGGAUCUUACGACCGCACCCAAGCUUCAGGAUCUUUCUCACAGUCGACCCUCGGCUCGGGGAAUUAUCUCGUGCCAUGCGCAACCGCGCGGUUGAAUUGCACAUGACGGCAACCUCAGCCCAGGCUGCUUCUUCAACAGACGGCCUGUAUGCUGAGUCUGCCAUGGCCAACUUCAAAGCUUUAAAAGCUGUUAAGGACUUUCAAGAUAAGGAGCUGCUCGAGGUCACUAGGGAUCACUUCGCUCUGGCUGAUCAGUCACUGGUGUCUCGACUACAGCAACAGAUCAGCAAUGGUCUCUUCGAGCGAACAGCUGACUUCGCUGAUGCCUCUGAAGCCUUGAAUACGAGGACAGAAGCCAGGCUUCCUCUAGGCCUAUUUUAUCAGGGAAUAACAAGCCAUAUGCAGGUGCCUGCUGACUAUGCUUGUGUCCAGGUCAGUCGUCCUGCUCCCUCUCUUGUAAGUAUCACAAUAGCUAACGGUAAGCUUUCCUUACAGACCCUUCAUCCCCUCAACAAUCAGCCACUUGUGCAACAAUCUCAACGAUCGUUUGCCGAAGCUCUUUCUCUAAGUGCACGUUACGAUCUUACUCUCGCGUUUACAUCAAUUGCGAAGACUCUGGCGGCUUGCAAAGAUGAUCGCAAAAUGUCUGACCGGCUCGGUCGUUUCUGGAAGACAGCACGUAAGGAGCUCAAUGCCGGCUCCAAUCGGAACAACGACGGGCUUCUCGCGACCAUCGAGGCAAUGCUGCAGUAUCUCUGGUCUUGGCUACACCAAGCUGACUCUCUAGAUGUGGAUGAAGUCGUGAACGCAAAGGCCACCUUGAACGGCCUCCUCUCCUACGCCUGGGUACUUCUACAAGCCAUACAAUCCGAAGCAUUCGACCUGGCUUCGCUCGCAGCUUUCAAUUUGGCGGGGCAAUCGAUGUCUACAAUAGCCUUGAAAAACGCACCAGCCUCGGUCUCGUCCGCAAUCGGCCAAUAUUACUCCGUUUUAUGCUCGCUGAGCCCUCAAGCAGCUGGAACGACCGGAAGCGGUUUCACGGGCCUCUGGAAGGCUAUCAGGCCGACCGUGCCAAGCACAAUCGACGGCUUGCAAGCGUUGCUCAGAUUCGAAGCUGUGGUCGAUCGCUUUGAUCAGGCUGUGUCAAGCAUGCGUUUGCCUGUAGCUCAGAUCGUGGACUUGAAAUUGGCAUUUCAGCAAGCCCUGAGUGUCAGCACAGCGACUGGCCGCGAUAUGGUUGUACUCGCAGAGAAGGCCUUAGGUCUCAUCCCAGGCAAGCCUGCAGAGGACGAGACAACCGUUAUGCCUGGAGUCUCGAAACCACACUUCGCAGACAGCUUUGAGCUGCUAUGCCGGCAUUUUGCAGUGCUCAUGUUGGCAUCACCGUGCCUGCUUCCGACCGAAGCAGUGAGCUUGGAAAUGUUUGCUCAGAGGAAGACUGUCUCGGGCAUGACCUUCCAGCGAGACGGAAACACUCGAGCCAUCUCAAGCCAGUUCCGCCUUCUAGAGCUCAAUGGGCAAGCCAGAGACGAUGUUCAAAAGGAUGAACAAAUCGGGUUGAGCGUUUUGCAACGUCUCCUGAAUGUGGAUCAAGCCGCUUUGCGCGAUAUGUCACUCCUGGACGCUGAGACCCGGAUUCUCGGUCAGACACUCUCUUCGAAAGCUCAUCUUGUACGCACCGAUGAGCUACCAGUCCUGAAGUCUUCUCUUCGACAAUUUCUGCAGACUGUACUCGAGACACUUGCAUCUUCUGGUAGCUCCGGAGAUGUGGUUCAAGGUGCUGCCAUGUUGCUUCAAGCCUUCCACGAAGGCUCUGAUGAUCUCAUUGCUUUAUCGAGCAUUAGCAGGCAGCAUCGCUCGGUCUUCGAGCAUCUCGCUUCUGUGAUCAGCUAUCUGGUCGGUGAAUCAAACAAUGCCGAAGACGCCUCCACGGCGUGGGCAUCGUUCGCACUCGGUAGUCUGGAGCUUUACGUGCCCAGCCAAGGAUUCGAUCCGGUUCAAGAAGCUCAUAUUGAACGACAGGUAUACCAACACACCAGGAGUGAUCUGGAAUCGAGAUUGAACGCACUGCGUGCUUUCAGAGAAGCCUGGUUUGGGGAUCAGUCUUCCCUGCGUGCCCGUCUGCUGCUAGAAGACAUUCGCGCAUUGGGUGACGGUCCAGCGACAGUUGAAAUAUGCAGACCUCACAUUUCUCAGCUGGCGCAGUUACAUGGCGAAUUUCAGGCUCUCAUGAGGAUCCUCCGACCUCUACGUACCAUUAACAAUGUUGACGUGCAGGCACUGGAUGCGAAUGCCUGGAGCAAUCUUCGUGUCAUUCGGACGAGAUUGCAGGAGCAGUAUCGUGCUUACGCGGAUUUGGCUAUGCCCGUGGUUGGCUUCAUCGACUGCCUGUUCGUUUCGCGGCGACUCGCGAUCCUGGCAAGUAGCUCUGCUGCUUCUACUACUGUCGACUCAUCUGCAGCCAACUUGACGCCCUUAGUGGGUGCUGGGGCUGUCGAGUGGCUAUCUGAUGAGGUCUUCAUCCAAGCUCGCGAGGCCUGCCGGUCCAAAGACGAACAGCUCCACUGGCUUGCUAUUGUCGCAGUCAGAUCGACUCUCGUACCAGUCUCAAAGUUCUCUCCAGAGCUGCAGCACACCGUCGAGAAUUCCUUCAGGGGCUUUUACGACGCUUGGAAGGUCGAACUUAGCCGGGACCAGAAGCUCGCUGCUGCAAAUUCUAGUCUGUACAAGUAUCGCGGUGGCGACAUUGACCAAGAUGAGGUUGUGCAGACUGAGCUCGACGAGUUGUUUCCGGACUACAGCACAGGUGCAGAUACCGCUGAACACAGCACGCGAUCGGGAGCUGACGCUCAAGCUCUGGCACCUAAGCUGGCUUGCCUAUACCAUUCCCUAUUCUCGCCUGACGUCUCACAGCCAGAGCAGCUUCUCGGCCUAGUUCGACACUGGGCCGAGCUCGCAGCCAUCAGGCCUGCUCAGGUCAAGGAAUAUAACGCUUUGCCCGCACUAAUGUUGGGAUUGGAGAACAUGAGUUCCACGCUGACUGGCUUGAACUCCCCACGUGAGAGUCACAACAUAUACAAAGACGCGAACAUCGGGCAGAGCAGAGCAUUGAUCGCUCUCGUGGAGAAGGUUCAGAUGCGCUUUGAAUCGAUCCACGACGCCUGGCCUGAGCAUGCAACGCCUAUCGAAGUGCUUCGAGCAUGUGCACAGAUACUUGACCUAGGUCAUGCGGAACCGGUGGCCCGCUAUCUGCCUCCUGUGGAGAAACUUCACGGCACCAUCAACGAGUGGCAGAAAGUCGCAAGCUCAGAAUACUCUGCUGCCACUUUGCUGGAAGACACGACCAAUUUGAUUGUGGGCUGGAGACAGCUUGAGCUCUCUACCUGGGCAGGCAUGUUCGAUUCUGAAGAUGAGCAAUGCAAGGAGAAUGCAGCCUCAUGGUGGUACAUUGCCUAUGAGACCAUCAUCCAAGCUGCUGGAAGCGCCUCGCAAGAUCAGGACAGCGUGCAAAAUUUCGCGCAGCAAUUGCUCCAGACAUUGAGUGGGUUCCUGGCGAACUGUGGACUUGGAGAAUACCGCAUUCGCCUUGGGAUGUUGGUCGAUUUCAAGCUUGCAUUGGCAUCUAUGUGCCCGGAUCAGCCAUCGUUCGGCGUCGUUCAUGACGCACUUUCAAGCGUGAUCAGUUUCUACUCACGCUUUGAAGGCGCCAUUGCGGAUACACUCGCCAAGAAAAGAGCUGAGCUUGAAAAAGACAUCAAGAAUGUGAUUCAACUUGCCAGCUGGAAAGACCGCAACAUCGAGACGCUAAAGAACGGCGCCAAGGCCUCUCACAAGAAGCUGUUCAAGACUGUAAGAAAGUAUCGCAAAGCUCUCGGUGAGCCAGUGGAGCCAUUGCUGCGUGCUGAGUUUCCGUACGUCUUGUAUGAGUUACAGCGACCGGAGAGCAAUAUGCAGCCAACAAUCGUCGAAAGCGCUGGCAUGGACCUUCCUGUGACCAGGAUAACAGUCUGGAGAGAUCGGCCAUCUCAAUUCAUUAACGUCGAUGCCACAGUUAAAGACAUGGUAUCACGGGCAACCACAGCGACUGGCCUGACAGGUGCGACGAAGAAGAUUGAAAAGUUCUUGAAGGAACUCGAGGAAGAGAGCGAGGAGCUACGCAGAGAAACCCCAAACACAGCCACAGAGGAGAAGAAGACUUUAGUCCAACAUUUAAAGACUAGGAAACGUCGACUACUCGCGGAUGUCUUCCGGGAUGUCCGCAACAUGGGGUUCUCAUCAAAUCUGGGCGAGGAUGUCAAGACGCAACAGCGGUCCUUGCAAGGCGUGUUGGCGAGGUCUCCGCCGCUGACUCUGGAUGGCGAUAUGAGUGGUGCAAGUGCCGCCGAUCAGGAAUUCCAUCGCCUGCUUCAAACCAUGGAGGCUGUUCGUAGCUCCGACUUGAAGCCAUCUGACGAUCUCACGCCGGCGGAGGUGGAUCGCGCGAAGAACCUUCUGGAGAGUAUGCUGCGGACCAUGAUCGAUCAACGCAAUGCUCUGAAGUUCCCUUUGAAGAGUUUGGCUGCUUUGAAGGCUCUUCUAGACAAGCUUUCUGCGUUUGGUGCAUGCCAGGGCCCGCACCCACGAGUGGAGACAGUCCGAGGGCCUCAUCUGCUGCAAGCAGGAAUAGCAAGCCUUGGCACCGUUCUCCGAGCCACACUGAAAUGUGUAGAUGCUCAAGGAACGCUCUCUAAAAAGGACUACACGCCUGCAGUACAACCAUUACAGCAGGAUGUGGUAGAAUUGGAGGCGAUCAAGGAAGGCAUGAGCGCAUCUGCGCCCUUACCUGAUGACAUUGAGAGUGAAACUACUGACGCUCUUCGUCAUCGAUUCAACACUGCGGUUGAGAGCAUCGGCGCUCAUGUCAGAGACACGGUUCAGUCUCAUCCUGAACUGGGGCCUGUCCUCUCGCAGCUGCUACUAUGGCAAAAUUUUGGCGCCAGCAAAGCGGAUCGUACGUCAGGACCCGGCAAGAACUCGACUCCUGUCAACACCUGGCUACAUGGCCUGUUCGAAAUCCUCGAGAAAGCACGAGCGCUUCCUUUGAGCACUAGCCACCCGACAACGAAUGGGCACAGUAAGCAGCAAUGGCUAAUAGACCACCAGACUGCUACCCGACGUACGCUUGAGGAGUUGAGGAUAGAAUCUUGCGCGAGCGGACUCAACUCUCUAAUGGCGCAAAUGGCAGGUUUGCAAGUGGAUGAAACAGCCACAAUGUCCCAGCUGGCAGCGAUAUGUCACCAUCUACAACCUAUCCUCUACGCCUACCUGGCGAUUGUGGAGAAUGCUGUUUUCAAUAUGAUCGAACUGCACUCGACGACAAGCAAGAUGGCUCACAAGCUAGCAACUGCUUUCGUGCAGCUUGCCCGUCAUGGUUUCUGUCAGCCCUCUGAAAAAGCCGAAAGUGAUGAACAGCAAUCUGGACAAGUCGAGAGUGGGACCGGCCUUGGCGAUGGCGAAGGAGGCGAAGAUAUCAGUAAAGAUGUGGGCAACGACGAAGAUCUCUCUGAGCUUGCUCAAGAUGCUGCAUCGAAAGACAAGGAAGGCGAGACUGAAGCCGAGAAGGAUGCAGUCGACAUGGCUGAUGAGGAUCUCGAGGGCAAGUUUAAUGAGGAUGCAGGCUCUGAAGGCGAUGAUCAGGAUGAUGGUGAUGAGGGCCAGUCUGAUGCCGAGAUUGACGAAGAAGCUGGCCAUGUUGAUGGCGAGAAAGACGAUGCUGUCGAUGAGAAGACAUGGAACGAUCAAGAGAAGGCGGAAGAGGCAGAGAAAGAGGCAGAUGGUGCACAAGGCACGAAGAGCGACGAUGUCUCAGCCAGCGCUGAUAACGCCAAAGAGGGCACCGAGGAACAGUCUCAAGAAGGAGAAGACGAAGUGGAGGGGGGUUCCGAGAUGGACAACGAAGCGGAACACAAUGAGCCUGAGCAAGCGGAUGCUCAUCUUCAAGAAGUGCAAAACCUCGAUCUACCUGAGGACAUGGAGAUGGAUGGGCCCAAAAAGGAGGUGGAAGACAUUUCCGAUGGCGGGGAUGAUCUACCGGACGAAAUGAGCGAUGUGGAUGCCGGCGAUGCAGCGAGCGACAAGGAGGAGUCUCGCGAUGUAGAGAUGAACGAGGGUGAAGAUGAAGAUCAAGCUGAAGAAAACGGCGAGGCGGCGGAGCUGGAACAAGAAGGGCAGGAUGCGCCAAAUGAGGAAGAAGAUGCACAAUCGGAUAUCGCGAUGCUCGAUAAGCCGGAACCUCAAGAACAGCCACACGAUGGGCUGCACUCUGGCGAAGAAGGUCAGGGUCAGCAGGACCAGAACGAUGCCAAUACCAAUGGCGCUCUGCCUACUGCUGAGCAAGCAGACAACGAGAAUGACGCGGAGCAGCCGGAUGAGCAGUCCGGCACAGCUGAGGGUGGUAAUCGAACGCACCAAAAUAGACCCUCUGGUCAGGCGCAAGGUGCCGAGGAAGACGAGAAGAAGCAGCCUUUGAAGCAGCUUGGCGAUGUGUUAAAGCAGUGGUACGACCAACAUCGUAACAUCGAAGAUGCUCAGGAAGCAGAAGGCCCCGAGCCAGAGCCAGAGUCAGAUCAGCCAAUGGACGUGGACGACGCGCGCUUCGAGCACACCGACGAUGCCGAAGCGGAAAUGCAGGCUUUAGGCGCGGCGAAAGCGGAACAAUCCCGAGCUCUGAACGAUGAGAACGCUGUUCCCCUGGAACAAGAAGAGCAGGACACCUCUGAGCCUCUCCGAGACCAGCUGAAAGAACAUUCCGAGCCUGUGGAUGAAGAUGAGACGGAAGCCGGCGCCGGUGCCAAGGACAAGGGCGCGGACUCUGGAGCUCAGUCAAGUCAAGCAGUCGUUGGACAGCCUACUGAGGUCGACAUGGAUCUGGAAGAUGAUGCCAAUGAGGAAGAGGAGCCAAGCGAAGUGGACGAUGUCGACGAACAGCUCACCAAUACACAUCUCUCGCAAGCCAACCUGGAAGCGCUGCCCAUGGAGCUGGCCCGACAAGAAUGGUCUGACCACGAAAGCCGCACACGCAACAUGGCCAUCGUCCUCACCGAGCACCUUCGUCUCAUCCUGCAGCCGACCCAAGCCACGAAGAUGCGCGGCGACUUCCGCACGGGCAAGAGGCUGAACAUCAAGAAGAUCAUCCCGUACAUCGCAUCUUCCUACAAGCGCGACAAGAUCUGGAUGCGACGAUCGAUCCCCAGCAAGCGCUCGUACCAGAUCCUGCUGGCCAUUGACGACUCGGAAUCCAUGAACGAGAGCGAGCGGAAAGGUCUGGCGUUCGACACCCUCGCGCUCGUGGCGAAGAGCAUGUCGAUGCUGGAAGUCGGCGAGCUGGCCAUUGUCGGGUUCGGCGAAUCGGUGCACGUGGCGCACGAUUUCAGCAUGCCCUUCACCUCGGACGCCGGGGCGCAAGUCGUUCGCCAUUUCCGCUUCUCGCAGUCCAAGACGGACGUGAGGGCCUUGCUCGAGCGCUCCAUCGAGCUCUUCCGCGCCGCGAGGCUGAAAGCCGCCAGCUCCACGAGCAAUCUCUGGCAAUUGCAGCUGAUCAUCUCCGACGGGCUCUGCCAGAACCACGCCGCGAUCCGUCGGCUCGUGCGGCAAGCGCACGAGGAACGCAUCAUGGUCGUCUUCAUCAUUGUCGAUGCCACGGCGGCGGCGCCGCCGGGCACGCAUUCCGUCGUGGAUCCUGAAACGACGACGAAGCAGAGUAUUGUCGAUCUCCAGACCGCCGAGUUCCAGGACGGGCAAGUCCGCAUGCAGAAGUACCUGGAUACGUUUCCCUUUCGCUAUUAUCUGAUUGUGAGGGAUGUGCAGGAGCUGCCGAAUGUUCUGGCGGGCGCUCUGAGGCAGUGGUUUGCGGAGGUCGUGGAGAGUGGAUAG